Molecule: messenger RNA, 7602 nt
Organism: Theileria equi strain WA
Lineage: Eukaryota; Apicomplexa; Aconoidasida; Piroplasmida; Theileriidae
Exons: 3
Coding region: 1-7602 (2533 amino acids)
Cellular component (GO): small-subunit processome; 90S preribosome; nucleolus
Source: RefSeq, a predicted model, not a curated record
AUGACACAAAAGGGACGGUUCAAGUUCCAGUCCUCAGCAAAGGUCGCAAAGUCAGUAAAUGCAGUUCCAUUCGAUGACAUUUUAGCCUUCAAAUCCGACGAUGCGAGGGGAUGUUUUGGUAUUACGCUCAGGAAUCUCCUUAGGCUCAAGGACCUGUUAAAGUACAAGCAGGAACUAAAAGAGGUUCAGAGGCUUUCUCACUCAGCAAAUGAGCUUCCUUGCGAUUAUCCUGAGGGAAAUGAAGCUCUGUCCAGUGAAAACAAAGUCGUACAAGUUCUACUCGGGUGUGCAAAAGUAGCCACUCCUGUAGAACUUGAGGGUCUCUUUAGGCUACUAGCAGCCUAUUUCAAGGACUUUGGUGCAAGUUGUAGUGUACCACUUGUAGAUAUUUUAAAAAUUGUCGAACAGAAUCCAGAUGUAAACUCAAAGUCAGCCUUUUCUUUUCUAGUCACGUUUUUCAAGGCUCACACUACACAUGUAUUAAAAAACAUCGAGUCCCUUAUAAAGGACUUUUUGCCGUGGUUGAACCAUCGCAAUGGGCUCAUUAGACGUCUCUCCAUGGAGUCUCUCGGUAUACUCCUCAGGAGGUCCAAUUCGUCCACAAUCGAGAAUAUUAUCGCAUUCUGCAUCCACAUGGAUGGAUCAGAAAAAAUUAUCCUAGCAAUGAUACAAAAUAUUGAUGGAAAUUUUACAUCCAAGAUGGAACACAUUUUUGUCUUUAUACUCACAAGAUUGGUAGAUUGUAAUCCCGAGUCUCAAGGUGAAAAUGUGGAAAAGGUUGUAGAUGUAAUGAGAAAAUGUAUCGCGUCAAUGAAGGUUUAUUCAAAGGGGAAACAAGUUGAUUUGGCCUGGUUAAACAAUUUGUAUGAUGAACAUAUUUUUAAACUUUCACAGGAUCAAAUUGCCGUUCCAUCAUUCAGAUCUCUUUGUAUUGUCCUAGAGCUCUGUCUAGAGAUGUUUAUCAGCUUUAAAUAUGCGGGUUACAAGGGUUUGAGUUCCUAUCCACUGAUUGCAGAUGGAGUCCUAUUUUCCGUCCUUUUGAAGGAUUUUGUGGUACCCCUCAUUAUAUUUUCCAAGGAAAAUGCAGUUUUGUUUGAAGAAAUCUGUACCAUGCUUCUCAGGGUUGUAAGGUCAUCAACAGAGGCUACAAGAGUUUUGGAUAGAGAUUUUAAUGCAGUAAUUGAGGCUAUUGACUACAAGUGCGCAAGUGGUGGGAACAUGAAUCCAUUCCUCUCCUUAUUCGAGUGGAGAUUAAAGAGCGAUGAAAUUGAGCAGAUUUCUAGUGUACUUGUGCUUUUUGCAAAAAUAUUCAAUGACAGGGAAGUCUUUCAUCCGUUCCUCAUUAAUCCUUCAAUUGUCCAGAGGAUUGUCUCUUUUAUUCGUGUCAUCCUGAAUGAUAUUAGCGCCUCUAAUUUAGAGAAUGGGUCUGCACCUUUUUCCCUGGAAGGGAAGAUAAACAAUCUAUUCUCUUGCACAAGUGGACUGUAUUGUAUAUUCAACGUGAGGAAAAGGCUAAAGUCUGCUCCUCCACUUGUUGUGGAUGACGCAUUGCUCUCGGAAAUUUUGGAAGUUUGUCUGAGAUCCUUUUAUACUCUUGAGGAUAAAAGAGUGGUGAUCAAGUUGUAUGCGAUAACUUGCGACAUGGUUAAGGAAAGGUCCGAGUACAUUACAAAACUCUUGUCUCUAGUUCAGGAAAAGGAUGAAAUGUUGAAUAAUUGGACCUUGAUUGAAUUUCUUCACAAGAAUUUUACAAACGAAAUGCAUAACAUUGUUCAAAAGGUUGUGACUAAGCUCCCAUGUGAAGAUGUACAGUUGCGCUUGAGUAUCAUCAUGUUUGUGCAAAAGUAUCUAAUUAGCAGAGAGAUUCGUUCUAGCGCCUAUCUGGAGCCCCUGUUGGAAUUUGAAACACUUUCAAACACGGUAGCUAAUGGCAGGAAAAAAUGUUUGCUAAUGCAAAAGUCUGUAAAUGUGCUUGAUGUUACAGAAUUUAAGGGUGCUGGUGCUAAAAGUGAUGACAUUGCAUUUGCCGUAAAUUUCAUAACGAGGAUUCUCGUGAGUCAAUAUUUUGUAAAGUUUUCUCCACUAUGGCAAGGGUGUCGCGAGGCCCUCUCUAUGCUGGCUCCAAAGAUAAAACCGGUACCUCACGGUGGAAAAUUAGUUGUUGGUAUUUGGGAUUGUCUUUUUGAGCAACUCGAAAAUCUGGAAAGGAGUAAAGAGGCAUUUCCUGAGUUACCAAAAAUACUAGAGGAGGCUAUAGGCUAUGAAAGGUGUGAGAGGACGGAUGCAACAACUUUGCAAUCCCAACUCUUGCAAAUUAUGUCGCAUUUGAUUUCUGAAAUCAAGGAUAGAAACUCCAAGAUACAACAACUUGUGGAUUACACGUACCAACAAUUUAUAAAUUCCAAGUUGGAGCUCCAAAAGUAUCCGAUUGCAGCUGUUGCAAGUUUAUUGCAAAAGUAUAACAGGGAUAUUGGUGACCAUGAGCUACUAUCCAUAUGCCUCUCGGAUGCCAUCCGAUCCAAUGAUCCAAAAAUACGUGAGAAUGCAGUGAUUGUAAUAUCUUCAAAGUACAAGGGUAUAGAUGUAAAGAGGUUGUGUGAAUUAGCGUCUGGCGGUUAUACACAAAUUUUAAGCUUGACAAAGACCGCUUUCGAGUAUUCUUUGGAAGAACCCUUUGAACUUUCAACAGCUAUAGAAAUUAGACUGCUGGUACCAAGAAUUAUCCAGCACACAAACGUAGCCCAUGGUGUUCCAAUAAUUGACUAUUUCUCAUCAUUUCCGCCAAAAUUUGUCAACAUUGUACUCUUGGAACUUCUUCCACAAGAGUUUCAGGAUAGUUUUCUCAAUAACCUUUCCAAGGGUGGUAAUGAUGAUUAUGGAACAUUAAUGGGAAUUAUGGACUACAAGCAACAGCAUGGAUCGCUUCCUCAAGUUUUAACUACGCUUCAUCUACUGAUAAAGCGUCUCAUGAAACACCUAACUGAGCAAUCAAUCUGUAUAAUGAAGUUUUGCUGCAGCCUCUUGGAGAGUGAUAGGGACUCUCCUAUCAUUGUAGAGCGUGUUUUUAAGAUAAUGGUUGAACUUGUAGAAGUAUAUGAAGGGAAAAGGCAAGAGUUUCUCUCUAUUCUUUCAUCAGUGCCGGAACUUGUUGUGCAUUACAUUAAAACUACUGCCCUGUCACUACCGUUUCUUCUCUGUUGGACUUGCAAGGGAGAUUAUAUCGCUGAAUUUUGCACAAGAGUCAUUCCUGAUGUCUUCCCGAGCAUAUUCUCUGGCAAACUUUCCAAUCAAAUAUUGCAAUUGGCAAAUGACAUUUACAGUGAUGCUACAAUUUUAGCAUAUGCUCAAGCCUCGGAUUCUCAAAAUCAUCCAAUGUUUGAAAUCAUGCUGAAAUCCGCUGAACCUCUUUUGGACUCACUUGCAUCAUUGUAUAGUUCGAGUGGAGCAAUCACCGAAUUCAACAUAAUAAAGGGGAUUACAUCUCUACCAUUGGCUCCUUCUGUAAAGGCAAAGGCUCUGAAUAUACUAAUCAGUUGUCUACCUGGAAGAGAUGCCAUGACUGGCAAAAAGUUCAAAAGUAACAAGGUGCGUGCUGAAAAGUUUAAAGAGUGGAGGAAAUUGUUGGAAUCGCUCUCCUUUUGUAUAGCCAUGAUAAAGGAUGAGGAAAUGGUUGACAGGAUUUGGGGGUUUAUAAACAAUUGUCUCACCUUUGUAGGUGAAAUGGAGUGCAGACGCUUAGCUUCUUCCAUGUUACCUUUGCUACCGUCUCAAGAAAGGGGAGUAGGGUACUUGGGAGAUGUUUUAUACAAGAUGAAUGCUACAAAGAGUAGAUCUGUGGACGCAAAAUUGGACCUUGAUCUAAAUGUUGAACUUAUUUCAGAUGUUGUACAAGAAAUUGAAAAUGAUGUAUUAUCCUUGAAAUGUCUCCAUACGAUCCAAGUUCACGCCUUGUUUGUGAUUUGGCAUAACCACAGGGACCCAGGAGUUCGCCGCUCAGUUGCUUUAUUGACCAGUGCCGUAAUGAAGAAAAUUUUUGAAGCGUUACGGAGCCAGACUUCUUCUUUGGAGGGCAUACAAGCGCAUGCAGCAGAAACUUCAAUACUCUCCCAAUCCAUCUUUCCCUUUAUAAGGAGAUGUUUUGGUAGUGAUAAAUCUGACGAUGCUUUAGUUUGUUUUUCAAUAGAAGUUUUGGAGGAUUUCGCAACUAUAUUCAGUACGGAUCAAAAGAUGAAGGAAAUUCUGACAAAUAGACUCCACAGUGACUUGCUGGGAAACGUUGCAAUUGUGGAAUGUCUAAAGAGUCUGAGGCAGUUGCAAAAGCAUAAACGUUGCAAGGGUCUAAAGCAGGUGCAAAAUAUGGUUGGAUCGAACGUUUUUUCGCGCAACACAAUUUCAAAACUUUUCAUACCUCUCUGUCUAAAGUUUCUCGUUCAAUCGCAUGCGGUCAGACAUCCUGGCCUCUCUGACAUGUCCAAGGAAUGUAUCAUUGUGCUUUCAAAAUCGCUAUCUGCACUCUCCCUAGUCAAGUUCUUAAAGAAGUUGGUGAGCACCUACGAUAGCUCCCGACUCUCUAUUGUGCUCAAGAUUUUUUCUAGGGUCCUACAGAACAUUGCAGAGCCCACAUUCUUUAACUCCCUUGCUACUGCGCAGAGUGCAGACACUGUGAGUAAGCACAGGGGACCAGAGGUCCUGGACAAGAUACUCUUGAAGUUAAAGAAAAUGUCGGUAAAGAACACGAAUAAAAAGGCUGGGCAGGUACCAGUUCCAGAGGUAUUUGAAUCUGUUGGUUCGCUCCUAUUCUAUUUUGAUGGAAUGAUUGUGACUCGGGAAAUCACCAAACAUUCUAGAAUAUUGAGUAAAUUUCUAACUUCUAGGGAUAGAGAGGUGCGAAGAGCUGCAAGAGUGUCUUUAAUUAACAUUCUGAAACCAUUGCCAUUUAAUUACGCUUCAUUUGUUGUCAAGGAACUUUCACUAAAUCUCACAAAGGGGUUCCAAUGCCCAGUACUCAUCUUCACAGUCUACUCAAUCAUGCAUUCAGUCUUGAAAAACAAUGAAGGAGCAAUGCUAACCACAAAGGAUGAGAUUUAUAGAAUGUUUGAAAUGAUUGCUGAUGAGCUCUUGAGAAUGCAGGAAAAGGAUGACUCACUCUCGAAAAUUGAUGAGGCUAGACAUCCAAGGGCGUGCAAUUUAAUUUCCCUAAUUUGUCAGUAUGGAGAUUUGCAAGUUGCCUUUACAGUUGUAUCUUUUCUACUCUCAAUGUUGAGUGGUAAUCUCAAGAUUAACAGGGAAACUUACUUUGAAUACUCCAAUAAAUUCUUGCGACGCGUAGAGCAGUUAAUUGCAUAUGCAACCUCUGGGUUUAUUUUAAAUCCGCAACUUGAUCUAAAGACCCUAAUGUACAAGUUAUUCUUUUCAAUGAUCUCCACAAUCUCCGGUCUAGACAAGGCAUUGGUGGCAUUUCCAAAGGAUGUUACAUUAUCCUUCAACUCUUUUGUUCAGGGAGAAUCUGGGUCCUUUUCAGAUGUUUUAGAGCUCAAGGCUGAAAAGAAGAAGCCUGGAAAAGAGGAAAAGAAAGAAUCUCUGCCAAUUUCAUCUAAAAAGGAAGAUCACUACACAUUAUAUCCAGGUGCAGCCACUGGGAGGUCUUUGGGAGUUGCAACCGCAAAGUAUGGGUUUGAGAGACACAUUUAUGCUCCCAUGCUUGUGGACAUGUCUCUGCGCAUCUUUUCUCAUUUGCUGAGCAAGGGACUUCCAGAGGAAAACAAAGAGCUUGAAAUGUGCGAACUUGGAGUAUUGACUUGCUUCAUGUGUGAAGAUGUAAAGGUGCAGAGGACUUCGGUUGGAUGUCUCUUUAGUUUGUGUAAACAGAAACCGGAUCUUGUUCGUCGUUUCGGUAUUUCGCUUGCAGACCAUCUGGUUGAUCGCAUAGGUUCCCUGCAGUACAUUGGAUCUGAACAUUUAGCAAAGGAUUGCGUAAGAUUGGUUUGUAUAUUCUUCAAGUCAAAGUUCCAUGACCUAUUAUUUGAGGCGUGGGAAAAGAGCAAUAGACCAAGUGGACUCGUUGAAGCUAUACUACUGCAAAUUGAAACAAACAUGCACCGCCCAUUACUGCAAACACCUCUGCUAAAACUUUUAAUCAUCAUGCUCCAGCUUGAGACAAUGGCUAAAACAUUUGAUAAACAACUUUAUGCGGUCUCUGACGAGGUUUUGGUUAAAAUGUUAAAGGGCGACAUUUCGCAAAAGGACUCUUCAAUGGCUCCUAAAGCAGUUGCUUAUGCUCUGGUUCUUUUGCCCAUGGAGGAGAGUUUCCGUUCAAAAUGGGUUGGAAUGCUAGUUAAACACAUUAAUGCCAGCAAUCCGUACGUUCGCUCCCAUGUUCUCCAAACGCUGGCAAUACUAUUGAAGGAACUGCCUCCAGAUGUUACCUGGAAGCGCUAUGCUCUCAUGUUUGCAGUGGCACUUUUGGACCAGUUGAUAAGGGACUAUAAUGACAAGUGCAGAGACCAAAUGGUUUCCCUCAUUUCCAUCAUUUGGAACAUUGGAUCAAUUGAGAAUAAAAACGAGCUCGUUGACUGCAUUUCCCAUUUUGGAAAAAAGAAGGAGAAACAUAGUGAAACCUACUUUGCCUACUUUGCAUUCCUCUGUAUAAAGCAGGAAGAGACAAUGAGUGCGAUUAACAAGUUGAAUGUCUUGACAUUGGCCCAGGAUUUUAUGGGAGUAAUUUUGCAUGAAGAUGCUUCGUCUCACGACGGGGAAUGGCAGUAUGUUUACUAUUGGCUGAGAGUUUUGGAGCAUAUACUGACGAUUGACGUUAGAAUGGACAAUUUCCAAAAGGUUUGUAAAAACUUUUCAACCGCAGUUUGGAAUUUUGCCAUACAAUCUGGAACAAGUUCAAAACACCCAUGGAUAAGCGCAGCCUCUUUGCGAAUACUCUCUCUUGUACUAUCAUCCAAAAAGGCUACUUGCGCGUUACUCAAGGACUUUGAUUCCACGUGCGUUGGAAUGCUAAAACCGUGCUUUAAAAACUUUUCAAUUCAUUCAGACGUUGUAGAACGACACAGAAAAGUUGCAGAGUCCUCGGAAUCUGUCAUUAUAAACACCGUAAAACUCAUUGCUGGAGAAGGAGAUGCCAAAAACUUUUCAAAAGUUGCCUCAAAGCUCUGCUAUCUACUCAGGUGUAGUAUGGGUAGACGGUCAGAAUGCAAAGAGAGGAGCGAGCGUCUUUUAGGUAUAAUCGGCCACAUUGUAAAGAAUGAAGAGUUCUUGUACGACUCAAAGCAAAGGGUCACGCUACUCAAAAUGAUCAUAUCCAUCUUUAGAGUAGCACACGCCAAAGAAAGCGAUUCAUCAUGGAAGAGAUUUAGAGUCGCAAAAACGGAAUCGCAAAAUGCAGACUUUGCACAGUCUCUCCUCACAAACAUGGAAGACCGCUUUGCCGCCGAUGGGAACUCUACAGAGUACCUCAAACUACUCAGCUUUGCAAGAAAGUUUGUACUCGGAUCAAGGCUCGUCAGGAAAAAGAAAAUUGCCAUCGCCCUAGCAACCAACCAAAAACGAGCUGCUCUCCGCAAAAUCAACAGGCAUAAACGAAGGAAGAGGUGA